Rhincodon typus (whale shark) is the source of this 2304-nucleotide messenger RNA. RefSeq names its product myelin-associated glycoprotein-like. NCBI's taxonomy places the organism in Eukaryota, Metazoa, Chordata, Chondrichthyes, Orectolobiformes, Rhincodontidae. The record is from RefSeq and is a predicted model, not a curated record.
AUGCUGGACCAGCCGUUCUCCCUGGAUGAGCUGACCAAGGCGCUCGACUCCUUAGAAAAGAAUAAAACUCCUGGAAGUGACGGCUUAACAGCCGAAUUGUAUUCGGCUCUGUGGGACUUGACUGGUUGGGACCUGCUGAAGCUGUACGACAGUACGCUUCUGAUAGAUACCAUGUACGAAUCCACACGGAAAGCGCACAGACUCAUGAGCAUCUGCGACUGGAUUGAACUGGCCUCGGGGGACAAGGUAAAUCAAGGCAAGAGCAUGUUCUUUGGGAAAUGGGCCGAUCGAUCCUUUAUCCCCUUCACUGUAAGGACAGAUUUCCGGAUGGUGCUGGGAAUAUGGUUCGGAGGGGCCGCGGCAUGCACAAAAUCUUGGGAGCAGCGCAUCGCCAAACUUGUGAGGGAGAAGCUGAUGAAAUAUUUGGCGUGGACAAUGAUCAGGAGAUCUUGCUUCCCGCUCUUAUUUCUUCAAGGCGUGGCAACAGAAGAAUGGGCAAUGACAACUACAGAUCGGAAGGCCAUCAGUGGUUCAUGUGUGGUUAUACCCUGUACCUUCGACUUUCCAUCCCACCCUUACAAGGCCGUGCAGGGAGCUUGGUUUAAAUACUGGUACUACUGGAAAUACACUGUUGCCUACAGCAAAGAUCCCAAUUAUAAGAUGUCCACCUUUGUUGGACGUACAGAUAUAAUUGGAGACUUGGAGGAGAAGGACUGCACCUUGAAGGUUAACAACCUCAGACCUGAAGACAGUGACAACUAUUACUUUUAUGUCGAUGUGGAGGGAUUCGAAGACCACACCUUUCAAACGCCAGUAAAACUAGAAGUUUUAGAUGCUCCUGACCAUCCCGAGAUGUUAUUCCCAAGGGUUUUGCAGGAAGGGACAUCGGCAUAUAUCAUCUGUAAAGCCCUCCACACCUGCCCUGAUAACCAUCCCAAACUGACUUGGAGUCAAUUGCCAUCCUCCUCAGUCAGUGACACCAGAGAGAGGGGGGGCAAGAUUACCGCAGUGCUGACCUUUAACCCUUCAUACACGCAUCACCGUCAAACUGUCCGCUGUACAUGUCACUACCCUCAAACCAACCACAAAGUGUCCAACUCAGUCACCUUGAGUGUGAUAUAUGCUCCUCAUGAUACAUCUGUCAGAAUGACAACAAGAAAAGGAAAGACUGUUUCUCUAAAUUGUUCCAGUGAUGGGAAUCCAGCAGUCCACAGAUUCAACUGGUUCAAGAUCUCCCAAGGAAAUGUCGCUGGUCUGAAAUUGUCUGGUCAAACUAUCACUGUUCCUUAUGCAUUGGAGGUGGAAAUCUCCUACUACUGUGUAGCAACAAACAGCCUGGCCAGCUCACAGUCUCUCCCCGUCCAAAUUCCCACAGAAUAUUCUUCUCGCAAUACGUCUGUCAGAAUGACAACAGGAAAAGGAAAGACUGUUUCUCUAAGUUGUUCCAGUGAUGGGAAUCCAGCAGUCCACAGAUUCAACUGGUUCAAGAUCUCCCAAGGAAACGUCACUGAUCUGAAAUUAUCUGGUCAAACUAUCACCGUUCCUUAUGGAUUUGAGGUGGAAGUCUCGUACUACUGUGUAGCAACAAACAGCCUGGGCAGCUCACAGUCUGUCCCCGUCCAAAUUCCCACAGAAUAUGGUGCUGUCAUAUUGCCAGAGUCCAGGUGCACCCGGUAUCAGACCAACAUCAUCUGCCUCUGUCUGGUGCAGAUAAACUCCACUGUUAACAUCACAUGGGCUGUUCCCAGUGGGAGCAUUGGAGAGAUGGGAUCGGACAGGAUCUACGAACAAUCAGUCACGACCGGUUCCCUGGUGACCAACACUCUCACCAUCAGAGGAGGCAAACUGUUAAAGUGGAUAAACUGUUCUGUAGCAGACGUUCAAGAGGGCAGGGCCUUACAGAGGCUAUUGGAAAUCCAGCCUGAUGGUAGGUCAGCAGGAAUGAGAUGGGAACUGAUACAGAAAUACAGAUUGAUAGCUGCAGGAAGCGCUGUCCUGCUCAUCAUCUUAUCAAUUCUAGUUUACUUCAUUGUCAAGACCAGAAAGAGAAGAGACAAGCCACAAGGAAAUGGAACCAAAAGAACAGAGAAGGCAGUCUCAGUCACAAAGUCGAAAACAAUGUCAAUGAGACCAGAUCAGAAGCAGGAGAUUUACGUUAAAGCAUUUUUCACACAAGCCAAAGUGAACCAGAGAAAAGAUGACCAGGGGCUAGAAAUGGAAUCUAACCCUCCCCUGAAUUCAUACCUAGAUAAAAUAUAUGUAAACUGCCAGUGGGAUCAGGAUCCUGUGUACGGAAAUAUAUAA